Molecule: messenger RNA, 933 nt
Organism: Closterium sp. Naga37s-1
Lineage: Eukaryota; Viridiplantae; Streptophyta; Zygnematophyceae; Desmidiales; Closteriaceae
Source: the annotation of a GenBank genome assembly
AUGACGCUUGAUCGAUUCUAUUCACCAGGAGACGAUGAUGCUUCGCGCGUGUGCCGCGAGUUGGUGGAGCCGCACGGCUUCACGUGCGAGGAUCACCGUGUGGUAACACGGGAUGGCUUCGUUUUAGGCCUCCAGCGUGUGACAAGUCGCCAGUUGGACGCGAGUGGAGAUGUUUCUGAUGUGAAUAAAACGAGCGGGGGAAACGGGAGGGGCGUUUCUCGAGGACCGGUGCUGCUCCAGCAUGGGCUGUUUCUGGGAGCUGAGAGCUGGGUUGUGGGCCCACCAGGCAUCUCCCUGCCGUUCCUGCUCGCCAGGCUCGGGUUCGAGGUGUGGCUCGGCAACAGCAGGUGCGGGCCAUGGAGCUACGGACACACGAGGUGGCAGCCCAAGGAUAAGGAGUACUGGGAGUGGACGUGGGCGGACAUGGCACGCCAUGACCUGCCAGCGCAGAUAGACCACAUCCUCACAGCCUCUCACACGGGAGCGAGGCAGGUGUUCUACGUGGGGCACUCGCAGGGCACGCUCACCUUCCUCUCCUCCCUCACCGCUGGCUACCUCCCCUCUUCCACCAUCGCUGCAGCUUUCCUCCUCGCGCCUGUCACCUCCCUCGCACACCUCUCCUCGCCCAUCGCUCACGAGGCAGCCAAGCUCGACCUAGACCGGCUGGUGAGGGCAACGCGUCUACACGAGUUCAGCCUGCGCAAUGCGUUGGGCGAGCUGGUGGUUGCCACUGCCUGCGCCUCUCCUCGCAUCAACUGCUCCUCCCUGCUCUCCGCAUUCACAGGUUCCAACUGCUGCAUUGACAUCCGGCACUUUGCCAAGCUUGUCCCCUGGUUUCCUCUCGCAUCCUCUGUCAAGAACAUGGCUCAUUUCGGCCAGAAACAUGGCUCAUUUCGGCCAGAUGGUUCGCUCUGGAGAGUGGAAGAAGUUUGA